This is a messenger RNA of Diachasmimorpha longicaudata, 681 nucleotides long. It is a transcript of the gene e(r), whose product is annotated as enhancer of rudimentary homolog. The coding region runs from base 227 to 538 and encodes 103 amino acids. The record is from RefSeq and is a predicted model, not a curated record. The transcript has 3 exons. NCBI's taxonomy places the organism in Eukaryota, Metazoa, Arthropoda, Insecta, Hymenoptera, Braconidae.
UUGUUGGUUCAAAUGAAUCGAGAUCCGCCUCCCUCUGCGCCCCUCAUUCACUUGUUUAGUUCCAUCUUUGUGGUUAGAAAUAUCGUUUUGGAGCAGACAUCCGAAUUGUUAUCAACACUUGGGUAACUGCAAAUAUCCCAGAAGUAUAUCAAAAUAUUCGAAGUAGGGGGUAAUCUUCCUAAAGCGUCGAACAGUCUUUCGGAAUUAGGAAGAAUUCACGACCAAAAUGGCACACACCAUUCUGUUAAUUCAACCUGGAAACAGACCAGAGACCAGGACUUACUCCGAUUACGAAAGCGUCAAUGAGUGUAUGGAAGGUGUAUGCAAAAUAUACGAAGAGCAUCUGAAGAACAGAAAUCCAAACACCCCAACGAUCACCUACGACAUCAGCCAAUUAUUUGAUUUUGUUGAUCAACUGACAGAUCUGUCCUGCCUGGUAUAUCAAAAAUCAACAAAUAGUUAUGCGCCAUACAAUAAGGACUGGAUCAAGGAAAAGAUUUACGUUCUCCUGCGCCGGGCGGCGGGACACAGCGAGUAAGGUCUCGAAUAUCUGCCUAGGAUCCAAAAAAUAUGAAAAUACACAAGAAUAUCACUUCUAGAUUACCUUUAUCAUACGUAUUAAGUUAAUGAUAAUUCAUGGUGUCUCUACUGUUUAUAAAAUAUAAAUUGAUUUAAGGAUUA